UUUUGUUCUGAUAUGUUUAAUUUGUUGUUUAUAUUAUUUAUACAUACAUCCUCAUUAAAAAUUUAUGAAGCCAAUAGUUUGUAAGCCUGAAAAUUAAGAUCAAUUAUAUGUAAAUCUAUUUUCCCAUUAAAGGUGAGCUAAAUUCCUCUCCCCACAAUGCGGACAUCAUGCAGUAUCUCAGAUUUGCGAAGUGCAAAAUUUCUCCAAAGUUUGACUGUUAGUGAAACAGAUCAAAGAUAUUUAAGUGCAUAUAACAUAAAUAAAAAAUCAGUUUUCGGUGGAAGCUUGUUACAUCUGUCAAAUGUUGCUGAACAAAACAAUAGUAUUGUAGAAGCGCAAGGACGUUCAAGGACACUUCCUUUAAAUUCUGCAAUAGUUUAUGGAUCUUCUAACAUGAUUUGUUCAACUUAUAAGAAGAAUGCUCCAUUAUCUCAAAGUAAGGAUGCUGAUCUGAACUAUACUGAUACUGGACAAAGAUCAAAUAGAUGGUUUGAUGGUUUACUCCGUUGUUUGAAACCUGUUUGGACUGUGUUGGGCAAAUCAUCAGUGCAUGAGUUAAAAGAAGACAACUGGGAAAUACUUUUUGAUGACAUCAAAGAUCUGCAGUUUUUAGGAAGUGGUGCUCAAGGAGCUGUGUUUUGUGGACGUUUAAAUGGAGAGCUUGUUGCUGUGAAGAAAGUACGAGAAAAAUCUGAGACAGAUGUUAAACAUCUUAAAAAACUAUCCCAUUGCAAUGUAGUUACUUUCAAGGGCGUUUGUGUGCAACCACCUUGUUUCUGUAUAAUAAUGGAGUAUUGCCCAUCUGGAACAUUGCAUAAUUUACUCCGCCAGGGGACAGAGAUUCCACCUAAGAAAGUUAUGGAAUGGUCAAAACAAGUUGCAGGUGGAAUGAAUUAUCUACAUACCCAUAAAAUUAUCCACCGAGACUUGAAAUCAGAAAACAUUUUGAUUGGAUACAAUGAUGUCUUAAAAAUUUCCGAUUUUGGAACAAGCAGGCAGUGGAAUGACAAAAGUGUUAAAAUGUCUUUUGCUGGAACAGUAGCUUGGAUGGCCCCUGAAGUCAUUAGAAAUGAAUCUUGUUCAGAAAAAGUUGACAUUUGGUCUUUUGGAGUAGUUUUGUGGGAAUUGCUGACAUGUGAAACUCCAUAUAAAGGGGUGGAUUCUUCAGCUAUAAUUUGGGGUGUAGGAAGUAAUAGUCUUCAUUUGCCUGUUCCAUCCACAUGUCCAGAUGGCUUUAAGUUGUUAUUAAAACAGUGCUGGAGUGGGAAACCAAGAAACCGGCCAUCUUUUAGGCAUAUUAUGAUGCAUUUGGAUAUUGCUGCUGUUGAAAUUUUAAGCACUCCAGAAGAGGAAUAUUUUCAGACUCAGGCUACAUGGAGGAAAGAAAUCGGAUCUUAUAUGCAAAAAAUAAAGAAUGAUGCUUGUUACGGCUUACAUGUGGAAGAAGACCUAAUUAAACGAAGAAAAGAGGAAUUAAAGCAUGCUCAAGACAUAAGGGAACAUUAUGAAAAGAAACUGGAAAGAGCAAAUACUUUGUACAUGGAACUAGCAACUUGCCUCCUUCAAGUCGAACAGCGAGAACAGGAGCUUAUUCAGAGAGAACAAAAUCUAAGGUUUGGAAAUAGCUAUUCAAGGUCUUCAAGAAAAAAUAUACGUCGAUUUUUGAAGAAUCAUAGAUCAAGUAAAAAAAAGAAUCUGAAAAAUGCUACUGCUGAAUUAAGUGUUUCUUCUAAAACUGCUGAAAGCUCUGCAUUUCAUGGUUCUGCUAAAUCUAGAAUUCGAAGAGCAAAAGUUGUUAAAAGUAAUUAUCAAACUGAAAAGUUUGAUUAUUCAGUGCCUUUUGAUGUUGCUGAAAGUUCAUAUCAAAGUUCAGAAUUGGAACUGCCGAGCUUCAUUGACACAGAAACUCAAACUGAGUCAGUUGACAAAGAUGAACUUGUUAUUAGUACUGAUAGACAUGUUAUUGAAGGAAUUGAAAAUUUGCAUCUUUCAGAAAAUACCAAUUCAGCUAAACAUUCAGAUUUGCUUGUUGUGCGUCCUUUGGAACUUAAUGCUUCUGAAUUAUCAUCUCAUUCUUUUUCGGGAAAAGUUGAUAAAAAUAGUGAUAAUUUUUCCGCAGACAAAUUUAAGGCUGAACAUCGAGCCAGUGAUGAACUGAAGAAAUCUGAUUCUGUUGGUAUUUAUGAUUGCUCUGAAAAAUUUGAAAAUACCAUUUCGUUCAGAAGGAAAGCCAUGAAGAGAAAACCGAAAUUUAACCAGCAGUUCUGUAGAAUGGGUUCAUUCAGAGGAAAAAUUCUUCUGAAGAAAUUUGGAAGCAGCUUACAGGAAUUUAGUGGAACUGAAGAAUCAUGUGAAAGUGAUUAUGAUAGAGAUUCACCUGGGAAUUCUAGAUUUAGUUUAGCAAAUAUCAGUGAAAACUCAUUAUCUAGUUCAGAUGAGUAUUCUGAGGAAGAAAACACCAGUGAACAUUCCAGUAGUCAAUAUACAACUGGGGAAUUACUAUCAAGCAUGUCCAAUCCAGAUAUUACGCUCAGUAUGGAUUUUGAUUCUCCUUGUGGUGAAACCAUACUUGUGAAUCAAAAUUCAUUAGAAUCAGAUGUUGCUCAAAAUUUCAAAAUACAGGGGAUGGAUGAAGAAAUUACAAGUGAACAGAUAUUUUAAGUUUUCUACUUCAUCGAAUAAUUUUGUAUUGUAGUUUUUAUCAUCAUAUACAUUUUUUCAUCAAAAUUUAAUGAGCUAUACAUUGCAUUUUAAUACUGUUACGUGCAGUUUUACAUUCCAUGAAAUGUUCUCUAGGAAUAUAUAUUUUAAGAACUAUUUUGAAAAUAUAUCAUUUUCUGAUUUUAGAUGAUGAUUCAAACUUUUUAAUAUUAGUUUUAUAAUUUUUUGUACUUGUCACUUUUAUGACAAAUCUAAUUGUGAUGUAAUCAUCAGAUUUCAUUUGUUUAAGGAAACAAGUUCAUGUAAAUAUUCAUAUGUGGAAUCAAAGUGUGAUUAACAAAUUAAAGCAUUUGCUAUAGUGCUGUGCAUUUCAUUCUGGUAUUUAUACUCUUGAUUUCAUACCUGAACUAUUUUCACUUAGCUA
This is a messenger RNA of Argiope bruennichi, 3085 nucleotides long. Its product is annotated as mitogen-activated protein kinase kinase kinase 13-like. The record is from RefSeq and is a predicted model, not a curated record. Gene Ontology annotation, molecular function: ATP binding; JUN kinase kinase kinase activity. NCBI's taxonomy places the organism in Eukaryota, Metazoa, Arthropoda, Arachnida, Araneae, Araneidae. Gene Ontology annotation, biological process: protein phosphorylation. Bases 157 to 2661 code for a protein of 834 amino acids. The transcript is spliced from 14 exons.